AUGGAGGACGAUUCUUUCGUCGACUUGACCGCACCGUCACCAAAUACGGCACCAGCUAGCGGUGUGAGGCCCGUAUCGCCAAUCUUGAGGACGUGGUCGUCUCAUGCCCACCAACCGUCAAGCUUUGGCCAACCUAGGGAGAGAGCCAAGCGCCGGAGGCUGGACAACAACGACGAUAGUAGUUCCAUAGCUGGGCCGUCUUCGCGAAACGAACCAAUGGCACAGAGUGGAAUUCCGGAUGAAAUUGAGGCCGUCGAUUUAACAGAAGUUGAUGACUCGUCAUCACUGGCACGUAUUCUUGCCAAACAGCGUGAAGAUGCCAUCCUGGCUCAGAAAAAGACAAGUGACCAAGGCAGACGAUCUACGUUGACAGCGUAUAAAUGUCCCGUUUGCAUGGAUGUUCUUGAGAACGCUACAACCACUAUAUGUGACACUCUUAAAUACAAUGAAGCUCGCCGUGCACUUGAAGGUGCUGGUAAGGGAGCGCGGGGGAGCUGCCCAGUCUGCCGCAAAUCCAUAUCCAGGGCGGAUACGCCUGGGCCUAGGCGGAACCUUGUUCCUCUUCAGUUCAAAUUAACAACUAGAAAAAAGAGUUGA
This is a messenger RNA of Microsporum canis CBS 113480, 597 nucleotides long. RefSeq lists its product as hypothetical. Bases 1 to 597 code for a protein of 198 amino acids. The record is from RefSeq and is a predicted model, not a curated record. Lineage: Eukaryota; Fungi; Ascomycota; Eurotiomycetes; Onygenales; Arthrodermataceae. The transcript has 2 exons.